UUUCUCAAAUUUACAGGUUAAGUUAGGGUUAGGUUUUGCUGAUUUUUACUCGUUUUUCUCUCUCAAAAUUCCCCUGAAUUCUCGUUUGGGGCUCUCCAAUUUUUAGCCUUUUUGAUAAUUCACCGUUCAAGUUGAAGAACCCAUGUUUUUGUUUGAUUGGUUUUAUGGGAUUCUUGCUUCUCUCGGGCUAUGGCAAAAAGAGGCUAAGAUCUUGUUUCUUGGCCUCGAUAAUGCCGGUAAAACGACGCUGCUUCACAUGUUGAAAGACGAGAGAUUAGUUCAGCAUCAGCCAACUCAGUACCCAACAUCAGAGGAGUUAAGUAUUGGAAAAAUCAAGUUUAAGGCUUUUGAUUUAGGAGGUCAUCAGAUUGCUCGUAGAGUUUGGAAAGAUUACUAUGCCAAGGUGGAUGCGGUUGUCUACCUGGUAGAUGCAUAUGACAAGGAGAGGUUUGCUGAGUCUAAAAGGGAGCUUGAUGCUCUUCUCUCUGAUGAGGCCUUGGCAAAUGUUCCAUUCCUUGUUUUGGGAAAUAAGAUUGAUAUUCCAUAUGCUGCCUCUGAAGAUGAGUUGCGAUAUCACCUUGGCCUGACCAACUUCACCACUGGCAAGGGUAAGGUCAAUUUGGGUGACUCAAAUGUUCGCCCCCUUGAGGUAUUCAUGUGUAGCAUUGUCCGCAAAAUGGGUUACGGAGAUGGGUUCAAGUGGCUUUCUCAGUACAUCAACUAGAAAAAAAGUAGAAAGUUAGAAUUUGCUAUAUUUUUACUUUUUUCUCUAAAUGCUGUCACAUACUGAAUUGAGUGGGCACAAUUUCUUUUGAAGUUAAAGAUACUCCAUUUCCCUCAUCUUUUCCCCUGUGAAACGAACAAACAUGCACCGUUCAUGCUAUGAUAAGAAUGAGACUUGUUGGAUUGAUUGAUCAUUUGUCAUGUUAAUGAGAGCUAUACUGCAAAGUACUUGAAUUCA
Messenger RNA from Pistacia vera, 961 nucleotides. RefSeq names its product GTP-binding protein SAR1B. The coding region runs from base 143 to 724 and encodes 193 amino acids. The transcript has 3 exons. The record is from RefSeq and is a predicted model, not a curated record. Gene Ontology annotation, cellular component: endoplasmic reticulum exit site; COPII vesicle coat. Gene Ontology annotation, molecular function: GTPase activity; GTP binding. Gene Ontology annotation, biological process: intracellular protein transport; endoplasmic reticulum to Golgi vesicle-mediated transport; membrane organization. NCBI's taxonomy places the organism in Eukaryota, Viridiplantae, Streptophyta, Magnoliopsida, Sapindales, Anacardiaceae.